UUCAUGACGGUUGCGCGUCAACUGUGGGGAUUUUGCCCUAGUCACGUUGUUUCCUUGUGUUUUAGUUCCCGGUGCGAAACGAAAAGAAGCCCCCUCCAAGACUCGAAAGUACUGUCGUAAUCUGGCUACGACAGGCAUAGUGCUAAAUACUUUGGAGCAUUACGUUUUCUUCCUGUUUUAGAAUAUUACGUUUUUAUUGUUUGGAUUACUGCUGAUCAUGGGACCACUGUGACAAAUAAUUUUGCUUUUAAAAAGAAAUGACUAAUUAAAUUUUGACACUUAACUUUUAGAUUUUAAUGAUAUUAUUUUAGACAUUAUAUCAUACAGGUAUGUUUAGUGCUACUGGAUGAUUAAAUCUGUAUUUUUAUUGAGAAAGAUGAUUUGAUUUCUUACGACUGUCAGAAAGCAUAGCAGACUGCUAAAGCGGCAAGUACUUCAGAAAGCAAUGAGUUCUUUAUCAGGAAUUAAGUGCUGGGGCGAACCCUUACCUCCCCAAGAAUUUUUAAGGAAGUACGGAUUGCCACAAAUAGUUAGGGUUUUUGAAGGCAACCGUGUCCAGGGACCGGCACGGGUUGACUUGGACAGACCUCUACUUCUGUACAAGGCAUAUAUAUGUCAACAAGUUCAUGCAAGGAGUAUAGAUAGAGAUAAAAAUGGUGGUAUUACAAGUGUGGGCCCGCCUUUGAUAUUACCAGAUACAUAUCCUGGUUGGUUAGCUGUGAUAACUGAAGAAGGCCACACAGCCGGUUACUUCAACAGUGUCUGUGAAGUGGCCUCUGCUCAGGUGCCCUAUUUCCUGUCCAGGGAACAAACACAGGGAUAUAAAGAAUCCACAGACAGCAAGGGUUCUACCAAAUAUGUUAAAGUGAAGAUAAAAGCUGGCGAAGUGCUGCAGUUCCUAGGUGCAUACGAAGACACUACUUAUUCUUCGAAGCAUUCCAAACCUCUGCGCUAUGCCAAGGUAGUUGAUCGGCAAGGAGACCUCCUGUUUCUUCCAUUCCCAACGCCUGGAAAGUUCUUUUCAGUUGCUGGACGGAGAACCCGUAGCAUCAGCCAUGUCUACAGACUGUCCCAGUUGUUGGCCGUGGCCAACCUUCCGUUGACAGUGAGGGUCGUCAGUGGUGACAGACCCAGAAGCGCUCGAUGUCCCUUUACCGGUCUUCUGAGGCUGGAAUGGUCAGAAGAGAGGCAUGUCAUUCUGGCAUGUGCCCUGAAAGGUGGUCUAGGAGGUGGAGAGCCUACUCUUUUGGAGGUCGAUACAGGAAGUGAAUUCAGUUUCUUAAGGCCAUUAGAUGACCAAAAAGCUAGACUUUCAAAGGCAUUCAACCGAAUGCUUCGGUAUUGUAGCGAACGGGGCGAGAGCUGGCGACAGCAGAUCAAAGUAGCUCAUCAUGUUGUACCGACAAUGAAGUCUUCUCAAAAUGGUGGCGGUUCUAGCGGCGAUACUUACGAAGAUGAAGAUUCUGCUGUGAGGUCGUCUACCGUCAAGUCCAUGUCCUCCACCAAAUCCUCUGCAUCUUCUAGGCUUUUCAAACGCCUGCGACUCCUUCACCAAAGUUGGAAAGGAGGCCUGCACCGAAACAACAGCAACAACGCCAGUGGCAGCGACGACAGCGGCAUUCGCAGGGACAGACUCCCACCUUCCACUUCGGACUUCCAUUUGUAUGAAAGAGUGAGGGACGCGAGGGGGUACGCUCAAAGAGCCAGCUGGGGACGAUCAUCCAUAAGCACUGAAAUCCUAGACGACGAUGGAUAUGUGACAUCGGACUUCGGGGGCGAAGAUUCGUCCACUUACGAUUCUGUGUGCUGACCGUAAAUUGUUUCUUCAUCGUGUUGGUGUUAUAGAUGAUGGCCAAGAGAGUGAGCCGAGGAUGUCGAGUGGAUGAUGAUAUAGGGAAAAAAAGAUGGUUCAUAUUAUAUGAAUGCUCGUGUUAUUUGAAAUGGAUAUCAUAGCUCAUUAUUUGCUGUCUUUCAAGAAUCGAUCAAAGUUUUGGAAGUAGAGCUGGAGAUCUUGAAUUUGCUUCCUUAUAUAUUUUGCUGAGAAACUAGUCCGUUUUUCUCACAAGAAAUUUAGUCAUUUUGAUGCUAUCGACAUUUCUAAACCAAUAGAAUCAAUAAAUUUGUGCAUAAGCAUGUUUUUGAUAACUCAAAAUUUCUACUCAAGCUAUAUUCCCCGCUUCAAAGUUCUAUCUCUUUUGGUAAUAAUGCUUAUGAGCUUAAAUUUUUUUUAAAAAAUCUGAGAAUUCUUUAAUGUUACAGAAAUAUAUGUUGAAUUAAUUAAAAAUUUUCAUAGAUUUGAUACCAUUUAUAGAAAAAGUGCGUUUUCAUACAUUUUCAUGCAAAUUAUUCAUCGAAAUCAUAAGAUUUAGUUUAAUUUCUCAUAACCUCGGGUCUGUAUAGGAAAGGAUAUCCACAAGAGACAAAAAGGAAUUCUCGGCUCUCUGGCUCGAACAAAUUAAAAAUUUGCGGCGGUAGCGCAUAUCUUUACCUCGAAGUCGAUCGCAAGUUUUAUUUGUAAGGUUUUUAGAUGAAAAUUGGAAUAAAUGUGCUCUAGUGUGAAAAAAAUUUAAAAAAAAAAAAAAGGUUCUGGUGCCUUAAAUUAUUUGUAAUGUUUGUUGCUUCCGCUUAGAAUUGUUACUUCUGUAAUUGUGAACAUACUCGUCUAUUGGGAGGCAAAUAUAAUCAUCUACUGAGUCUUUCCUGUAUUUUUAAGCCUUUUAUGUUUAUCAUAUUUUACACAAACAAUGUGAAUUUAAUCAUUGUCCAGAGUGAAAAGAAAAAAAACCUGUUAGGAAAACUAUUUUUAUAAAGCUAAUAAAACACUAUUAGUGCUCA
Messenger RNA from Argiope bruennichi, 2835 nucleotides. RefSeq lists its product as uncharacterized. Lineage: Eukaryota; Metazoa; Arthropoda; Arachnida; Araneae; Araneidae. The record is from RefSeq and is a predicted model, not a curated record. The coding region runs from base 446 to 1810 and encodes 454 amino acids. The transcript is spliced from 5 exons.